Molecule: messenger RNA, 519 nt
Organism: Eutrema salsugineum
Lineage: Eukaryota; Viridiplantae; Streptophyta; Magnoliopsida; Brassicales; Brassicaceae
Exons: 1
Coding region: 1-519 (172 amino acids)
Source: RefSeq, a predicted model, not a curated record
AUGGAAGACGGAGAAGCUUCAAAUACAGGCAUGGAAGAUGGAGAAGUUUCAAAUAACCUUUCGGAAAAACUACCAAAAAGGGUCCUCGGCGAUGGUUGCUACCCCGUUGGUGCUCGGUUGAACAUAUAUUCAAAGGCCAAUGUCAUUGGCCUCCUUGUCGAGGCGUUAAAGGGUACUAAAGAUCUUGAGAAGCUACUUCAUUCCCAGUUUGGGAAGUUAUUCCAUCUACCUGUUGCAAGAUGUUGCAACAGCGCCAAACUAGUCCAUGCCCUUCUAUCACGACAACUUGUGACCAUGAAGAAACACGAGAUUUGGUUCCUCUUUGGUGGAAAGCCUCUGAGAUAUUCGAUACGGGAGUUUAAGGAAAUCACUGGAUUGAAUUGCAAUCCCGAACCUGAUAGCACAGAAGAAGAAGAAGAUGUCGAAAAGACAAGAAUCUGGAAGGACCUGUUCGGAAGAGCGACCGCUAUGAACGUGUUUGAUGUGCUUGAAAUGCUAAAGGACCCGGAUCUACCCUGA